Messenger RNA from Capsella rubella, 906 nucleotides. RefSeq names its product glutathione S-transferase T3-like. The record is from RefSeq and is a predicted model, not a curated record. Lineage: Eukaryota; Viridiplantae; Streptophyta; Magnoliopsida; Brassicales; Brassicaceae. Bases 1 to 906 code for a protein of 301 amino acids. The transcript has a single exon.
AUGGAUUCUUACAAUCCAUAUCCCCACUCCUCAAGUUAUCUAGACCUUCUUAACAGUCAACAAGAAACUCAUACCCAAGGAAACUCUUCUUAUGAGAGUUUCCCUCCUUCUGCCUACAACCUUGCUUCUGAGUUAUCUAUUUGGAGUUCACAGCAAUCAGCUGCCACACCUACAUCUGAAGAAACUCCAGUGGAUCGCAAAGAGAGAAAGAAGUGGAACAAUACUGAUGAUGAAGUACUUAUCUCUGCUCGGCUCAAUAAUUCAAAGGACACAGUAGUUGGAAAUCAACAGAAGGCUGGAUGUUUUUGGCAGAGGGUGGGAGAGUAUUAUGCUAGCUCUCCCACUUCCACAGAGAAUGGUCAGAAGGGCUUGAAUGUUAACUGCAAGCAAAGGUGGCACAAAAUCAAUGAUUUUGUGAACAAGUUUGCUGGUGCUUAUGCAACUGCAGAAAGGCUCAAUAGUAGUGAUCAUUUAGACAAUAAUGUUCUGAAGGUCGCAUACGAUAUCUACUACUCUUACCACAAGAGCAGGUUCACUUUGGAGCAUUGUUGGUGCCUUUUGAGGUAUGAACAUAAGUGGCUCAGCCUGAACACUAUCAACAGUGGUACACCUAAAGGAAGAUCAAAGAGGAAACCUCAACAAGAUGGUUCACAGUCAGCAACUAGCACGGGUGAAGACUCUAAGAUCAGACCGGAAGGGGUCAAGGCUGCUAAGGCAAAGAAGAAUAAUGGUGAAGGGAAGGCAGUAGCUGAGUAUCAAAGCAUGUGGGAAAUCAAGAAGGUGGAGAUGGCUGAAACUGAGAAGCUUCAGAAGCUUGCUAUCCUUGACACAAUACUGGCUAAGAAGGAACCUCUUUCUGAGAGUGAUGAACUUAUCAAGAAGAAGAUUGUUUCUCAGUAUUUCUGA